UGAUCAAUUAUUUGAUGUGCUGCGGCAGAAUGGACUCCUCAUUUUCGUCAGAUGUAGACAUCAAUAAGACCUUUGUGGAUGAGCACUUUUACUUUGAGGACAGUAUUGAUGGCUUUGGCAUCACCAUGGCCAUUCUCUACUUGGUGGUUUGCAUCCUGGGACUAGCUGGAAACUCCCUCGUCAUUGUUGCCAUUUUGAAAUUGGACAAAAUGUCAUCAUCCACAACAGUGUACAUUUUCAACCUGGCACUGGCUGACGGACUUUUCAUGGUUGGUCUUCCCUUCAUAGCAAGCCAGAACUUCCAGAAUCACUGGAUGUUUGGCGACAUGGCGUGCAAAGUGGUCAUGGUGCUGGACGGCAUCAACCAGUUCACCAGCGUCUUCUGUCUGACGGUGAUGAGUAUCGACCGCUACAUGGCACUGGCCAACCCGCUUCGGUUCGCCCGAUGGAGAACUCCCCGCUGUGCCAAGAUUGUUUCGGCAUUCCUCUGGCUGUUCUCGCUCCUCACCAUCCUUCCCAUGGCGCUUCACUUCUCAGCUGAUCGCGGACUGUGUAUACCAGAUCUUGUUUCGGAUGCCUGGUGGCUCGGCGUCUUGUCUUACACCUUCGUCAUGGGGUUUGCUUUGCCCUUCAUGGUCAUGACGGCUUCCUACAUGGCGCUGCUGCUCACCCUGAGGUCCCAGCGGCUCCAAGCGACGAUCCCGGCCCACGAGAGCCACCGGCUGGAGCGGCAGGUGACCAAAAUGGUGGUCGCAGUAGUGGUAGUGUUUGGGAUGUGCUGGCUGCCAUUUUACACCUUCAACUUCUGCUCCCUGUAUCAAACUGGCAUGGUCCUGACCUUCGCCAGAGGCUUCGAGUUUGUGGUCCUGCUGUCAUACUCGUGGAGCUGCGCUAACCCCAUCCUCUAUGGCUGCCUCUCCGACACCUUCAGGAGGCACUUCCGUACCCUCCUAUGCUCUGCCGCCAAAUCAUCUCCCAGCAUGCAGUGCAACACUGAACGGUAUGACUUAAAUGACACAGGUGGGCGGGAUAUAACCAUUCUGGCAUAA
Messenger RNA from Micropterus dolomieu (smallmouth bass), 1049 nucleotides. Its product is annotated as somatostatin receptor type 5. Lineage: Eukaryota; Metazoa; Chordata; Actinopteri; Centrarchiformes; Centrarchidae. The transcript has a single exon. Gene Ontology annotation, molecular function: somatostatin receptor activity; neuropeptide binding. Gene Ontology annotation, biological process: regulation of insulin secretion; cellular response to glucocorticoid stimulus; neuropeptide signaling pathway. The record is from RefSeq and is a predicted model, not a curated record. Gene Ontology annotation, cellular component: neuron projection; membrane. The coding region runs from base 15 to 1049 and encodes 344 amino acids.